Mus pahari (shrew mouse) is the source of this 1041-nucleotide messenger RNA. RefSeq names its product keratin-associated protein 9-1-like. NCBI's taxonomy places the organism in Eukaryota, Metazoa, Chordata, Mammalia, Rodentia, Muridae. The transcript has a single exon. The record is from RefSeq and is a predicted model, not a curated record. Bases 46 to 648 code for a protein of 200 amino acids. Gene Ontology annotation, cellular component: keratin filament.
UCAGAAACUCCUGUGAACAGAACUCCUCCCUCCACAUCCANCACCAUGACCAACUCCUGCUGCUCCCCUUGCUGCCAGCCCACCUGCUGCAGGACCACCUGCUGCAGGACCACCUGCUGGAGACCAAGCUGUGUGACCAGCUGUUGCCAGCCCUGCUGCCAGCCCAGCUGCUGUGGCUCCAGCUGCUGCCAGCCUUGCUGUCAAACCACCUGCUGCAGGACCUGCUUCCAGCCAUGCUGUGUGAGCAGCUGCUGCCGCACACCCUGCUGCCAGCCCUGUUGCUGUGUGUCCAGCUGCUGCCAGCCCUGCUGCCAGCCCAGCUGNUGNCAGNCCAGCUGCUGCCGGCCCAGCUGCUGUCAGUCCAGCUGCUGCCNGCCCAGCUGCUGCCAGCCCAGCUGCUGNCANNCNANNUGCUGNCNNCCCAGNUGCUGUAUCUCCAGCUGCUGCCAGCCCUGCUGCAGGCCCAGCUGCUGUCAGUCCAGCUGCUGCAAGCCCUGCUGCCAGCCCUUCUGCCUCAACCUGUGCUGCCAGCCAGCCUGCUCUGGACCUGUGACCUGCACCAGGACUUGCUACCAGCCCACCUGUGUCUGUGUGCCUGGAUGCCUGUCCCAAGGCUGUGGGUCUAGCUGCUCCCAAUCUUGCUGUUGAUAACUCUAUCUCCUGUCACAUGCCAGCUUGCCAUCAUCUAACCAAAUUUCCCCCAACACAAUCAUCCUGUGUGCUUUGCCAUCAUUAACUAUCAGUGAGUUGCCUUCUUGUAAUGGUUGUAUCUGCUGGAUGAGACUGUUCUCAUUACUCCGUUCUUAACCUCCUGGUCCAUUUCAUCUUCUUUUGACCUUCAGGUUUGUUCUCAGAUUCAGAAAAGAAGCUUCAUUCUUUCUCUUCAAGGAAACUUAAGCAAAGCAAACCUUCAUUCUUCUCUUUUUACCCUCCUCAGUAAUAAUAAUUUCAUUUCUUAAUGGGCUCCUCUUCUUGUCACUACUGGGCUCACUUUAAGUUGUCUUCUGGGUUCCAUGGGUUCUCAAUAAAUCUGCAUUUGUU